UUUGCAGAUUGACUUUUUGAAAAGAUUAUUGCACUGAGUACCUUCAAACGAAUCUUAAACCUGAAUUUUGCUUGGAAACUUGGCAGUUCGCCCAAAAGUACGAUCUCGACACAUUGGCCGAAAAAUCUUUCAAAAUGGCUGUUGAUCAGAUUUCCAGUGUGUCUCAGCAAGAAGAGUUGCUAACCUUACCUAAGUCCAUGCUUUUAAUUAUUUUGUCGGAGCAGAAGAAGCUCAGCAUGGACGACGUCUGUAAGACCAUCCUGAGGUGGGUGGAAGCGGAUCAAGAAGCAAGGAGGACUCAAUUGCUGGAAUUACUACCAUUUGUGUGUUUCCCACAAUUAAGCCUGGGUUAUCUGUGUGAUCUGGUUACUUAUCUGAACCAUCCCUUCAGCAAAAUCCUUUUUGAAAAUGUCCACGAAGGCUUGAAUUAUAACAUAAAAGGCCAACAAACCCAAGAUGUGACACUCCGGAGGAAGAUUUUAGCUCGGCAGCCAGUUUUGCUCAACUUACCGGAAGUCCAGCCCCGUGUCGUUAUGUUUGGCGGUUACACUGAGGUCAGCAAGUCAAUAAGAGACACUUACGUUUUCGACCUAAAUAACCGAUUCAUGAAGCGUUACAGUCUAGCCCCCAUGCCAGAAGAUGUUGGACUGGACUUUGCCAGCUGCAAGUGGUACAACGAGGUUUAUGUCAGCGGUGGAUCCCAGCUGCCCACCUUCUUUGCUGUCUAUAAACCAGGUGACAACAAAUGGGAGGUGCUGCCCUCUCUACCAGAUGACGGAAGAGAAAAGCAUGCAAUGGCUGCUAUCAGUUGCAAUAUUUAUGUUCUUGGUGGAUUUAAAAAAGACUCUGAUGGUAAGAAUACGAUUUCAUUCAGUGUCAUGAGGUACAACACAAGCAGCAGAGAAUGGAGCAUCUUCUGUCAGCUGCCUUCAGGUGUUCAGGAAGCUGCCGCCGCAGUUCUAGGUCACCGGAUUUACCUGUUCGGCGGGGUAGAUUCAAAGGGAAGACAUUUAAGUUUGGUGCAGUGUGUGGACACCUUGAGCAGCUGCGCCUACCAAGCCGGCAAACUUCCGUCACCCACGUGCGGUGCGCGUGCACUUAGCAAUGGAGGACGUAUUUACGUCGUGAGGCCGAAAGGGGACGUAUUGUGUAUGUGGGAGAGCUUUCCUUUGGCGGAACAAAUAGAAAAAAGGAUGUCGGAAGAGAAAGAAAAGGGAAAGGAUCAGUCGUCAUACACAAGUGGGUCAACAGUCAGCUUCAGGGAGGUCGGCAAGUUCCCUGAACGACGUCACUUCAGUGCUUGCCUGCGGUCAGGGGAGAUCACUGUGUGUGGCGGAGAGAAUGAGAGUGGAGAAAUAUUAGACAGCUUUGUAAAGAUUCCACUGGAAGGCGGGGACAUUUCCAACAAAUCAUUGACUCUAAUAACGAAGGCAGCGAAGUUUGAUCUCCACGAAAUAAAUAUUCCAGUAAUUUAUUUAAAAGAAGAAACAAGUGUAGUACAGCCAUUUCGAGUCGGUGAUAAAGUGAUUUUGGACCGAGAAGAAAAUCAAAGACGCAUACGCCAAAGUUCUUUCAUGCAACAUACUGCACAGCCUCAAGGAACUGGUGUAAUUACUGCUAUUGAAGCCACAAUGAUCACCGUGGAUUUCGCCCCAUACUUUUACGGAUGGCGUGGUCAAGCUCAUCAGCUGCAGCAUGCGUGAUUAACCACUCAGUGGUCGAGCUUGCUGAUGAUGGUGGAAACACACGUGACACUCACCUGACCAAGAUGAUUUGAGGGUUGUGCUUCACUGAAACCAUUCUUUUUGCUGACAAUUUUAACGACUUUACUGAUUGCGAUGCUUUCUAUUUGUAGCCUGAAAACAAGAAGACAUUUAUUUCUUCAGCGAUAUUCAAAUAAUAAUUACUUUUAUGCAACUAUACCAAAGGACGGAACAUACUACAGCAGCUAUGCUUCCGAUUGACAUUAAAUAACAAAAUUUCUGGUUAAAUGUUUUUAUUACUGUGUAGACGAUGAAGAACCGUAAUACAACCAUUAUCUAGACGUGCCUAGACACACAUGCAGACAUACAAUACAUUAUACAUACAGACACAUAUGUAGGUAUCUGCAUAGUGUAUGCCAGUUUGAUUAUCAAUAAAGUAACUCUUGCCGUCAAUAAUUCUUAGAUCAAUGUCUCUUUUGUCUCUUUUUUU
This is a messenger RNA of Pomacea canaliculata, 2193 nucleotides long. RefSeq names its product kelch-like protein 24. Bases 135 to 1703 code for a protein of 522 amino acids. NCBI's taxonomy places the organism in Eukaryota, Metazoa, Mollusca, Gastropoda, Architaenioglossa, Ampullariidae. Gene Ontology annotation, molecular function: protein binding. The transcript has 5 exons. The record is from RefSeq and is a predicted model, not a curated record.